CGCAGACCACACAGCCUUCCAGAAACCAUGGGUGUCGCUAGACCCAGCUGGGACUCUGCCAGGCUCCGGUGCUCAGUCUAAGACAAAGGCCGCCUCUCAGCCCUGCUCUUCCUGCCUGUCAUGGCCACACUUGGAUGCUGCCUGCUUGUCUGGGGACACAGGGCACUAAGCCCCAGCCCUAAGAGGUUAAGCCGGGCCUUCUGGCUCCAUUCCACAGGGGCACUGCAGACCCCAGACUCCUUUCAGAGCAAGAGCAACUGAUGCCAUGGCAGAAACCCCUGCCCACCUGUCUUCUUGCCUGGCACUGCCCACUCCGAGACCUGUGCCCUUCUGGGUCCUCCUGCGGGUACCAACCCUGUGAGUCCCUCCCCAUCCCCUGACGUGGAGAAGGUCCUGUCCACCCCUACCAUGUGUGAGGUGAUGCCCACAAUCAAUGAGGGGGACCCUUUGGGGCCCCCCCAUGGCGCCGAUGCUGACGCCAACUUUGAGCAGCUGAUGGUGAACAUGCUGGAUGAGCGGGAGAAGUUGCUGGAAUCCCUUCGAGAGAGUCAGGAAACCUUGGCAGCCACGCAGAGCCGGCUCCAGGAUGCCCUGCAUGAGCGGGACCAGCUCCAGCGCCACCUUAACUCUGCCCUCCCUCAGGAAUUUGCUACCUUAACCCGGGAGCUGAGCAUGUGUCGGGAACAGCUUCUAGAGCGGGAGGAAGAGAUUUCGGAGCUGAAAGCAGAACGGAAUAACACAAGGUUGCUUCUGGAACAUCUGGAGUGCCUGGUAUCUCGCCAUGAGCGGUCACUGCGGAUGACUGUGGUGAAGCGCCAGGCCCAGUCACCUUCGGGGGUCUCUAGUGAGGUGGAGGUGCUAAAGGCCCUCAAGUCGCUGUUUGAGCACCACAAGGCCCUGGAUGAGAAGGUGCGAGAGCGGCUCCGGGCAGCACUGGAAAGAGUUACCACCUUGGAGGAGCAACUGGCAGGAGCCCACCAGCAGGUGUCUGCCCUGCAGCAGGGCGCAGGGGUUCGGGAUGGAGUGGCAGAAGAGGAGGGGACUGUGGAGUUGGGACCAAAACGCUUAUGGAAGGAUGACACGGGCCGGGUGGAGGAGCUACAGGAGCUCCUGGAGAAGCAAAACUUCGAGUUGAGCCAGGCUCGGGAGAGACUGGUCACUCUGACAGCAGCCGUGACUGAACUGGAAGAGGACCUGGGCAUAGCCCGUCGGGACCUUAUUAAGUCAGAGGAGAUGAGCAACAAGCAUCAGCGGGACCUCCGGGAGGCUCUGGCCCAGAAGGAAGACAUGGAGGAGCGAAUUACCACGCUGGAGAAGCGCUAUCUGGCUGCUCAGCGUGAGGCCACAUCCAUCCAUGACCUUAAUGACAAGUUGGAGAAUGAACUGGCCAACAAGGAGUCCCUGCACCGCCAGUGUGAAGAGAAGGCCCGUCACCUACAGGAGCUGUUGGAGGUGGCAGAGCAGAAGCUGCAGCAGACAAUGCGCAAGGCAGAGACUCUGCCAGAGGUGGAGGCUGAGCUGGCCCAGAGAAUUGCCGCUCUCACCAAGGCUGAGGAGCGGCACGGCAACAUUGAGGAGCACCUGCGGCAGCUGGAAGGGCAGCUAGAGGAGAAGAACCAGGAGCUGGCAAGGGUGCGCCAGCGGGAGAAGAUGAAUGAAGACCACAACAAGCGGCUGUCAGACACUGUGGAUCGGUUGCUCAGUGAGUCCAAUGAACGCCUGCAGCUCCACCUCAAGGAGCGUAUGGCCGCCCUGGAGGAGAAGGGCCGCCUGUCUGAAGAGAUUGAGAAGCUGCGCCAAGAGGUGGACCAGCUGAAGGGUCGAGGGGGGCCGUUUGUGGAUGGCAUCCACUCCAGGUCUCAUGUGGGCAGUGCGGCAGACCUGCGCUUCUCCCUGAGCACAACCACCCACGCACCCCCAGGCCUGCAUCGACUCUACUCGGCACUGAGGGACGAGUCUGCCAAGGACUGGGAGUCAUCACCACUGCCUGGGGUGCUGGCCCCCAAAGCCACGCCUGCCUUUGACAGCGACCCUGAGAUCUCCGAUGUGGAUGAGGAGGAACGAGGGGGGUUGGUGGGUGCUGUGGAUAUUGUCUCCCCCAGUGGCCACUCGGAUGCCCAGACCCUGGCCAUGAUGCUACAGGAGCAACUGGACGCAAUCAACGAAGAGAUCAGGAUGAUCCAGGAAGAGAAGGAGUCCACAGAGCUGCGUGCAGAGGAGAUCGAGACACGCGUGACCAGUGGCAGCAUGGAGGCGCUAAACCUGACACAGCUGCGCAAGCGCGGUUCCAUUCCCACCUCUCUGACCGCCCUGUCCCUGGCCAGUGCAUCCCCACCACUCAGCGGCCGCUCCACACCAAAGCUCACCUCCCGCAGUGCCGCCCAGGACCUGGAUCGAAUGGGGGUCAUGACCCUGCCCAGUGACUUAAGAAAGCAUAGGAGGAAGCUGCUGUCGCCAGUGUCUCGGGAAGAGAACCGAGAGGAUAAAGCCACCAUAAAAUGUGAGACUUCUCCUCCUUCCUCACCCAGGACGCUGCGGCUAGAGAAGCUUGGCCACCCAGCCCUGAGCCAGGAAGAAGGCAAGAGUGCCUUGGAGGAUCAAGGCAGCAACCCCAGCAGCAGCAACAGCAGCCAGGACUCCUUGCACAAAGGCGCCAAGCGCAAGGGCAUCAAGUCGUCCAUUGGCCGCCUGUUUGGGAAGAAGGAGAAAGGGAGGCUGAUCCAGCUGAGUCGGGAUGGAGCCACAGGCCAUGUUCUAUUGACAGACUCCGAGCUUAGUCUUCAGGAACCUCUGGUCCCUGCCAAGCUGGGGACCCAAGCAGAAAAGGACCGACGACUAAAGAAGAAACACCAGCUGCUUGAAGAUGCCCGCAGGAAAGGCAUGCCCUUUGCCCAGUGGGAUGGCCCUACUGUGGUCUCCUGGUUGGAGCUCUGGGUAGGAAUGCCUGCCUGGUACGUGGCAGCCUGCCGGGCCAAUGUCAAGAGUGGUGCCAUCAUGUCUGCCCUGUCAGACACAGAGAUCCAGCGAGAGAUUGGCAUCAGCAAUGCCCUGCACCGGCUCAAGCUACGGCUGGCCAUCCAGGAGAUGGUGUCCCUGACCAGCCCCUCUGCCCCGCCCACCUCCAGGACUUCUUCUGGGAAUGUCUGGGUCACCCAUGAAGAGAUGGAAACUCUGGCAACAUCCACCAAAACAGACAGUGAGGAGGGCAGCUGGGCCCAGACCCUGGCCUAUGGAGACAUGAACCAUGAGUGGAUUGGGAAUGAAUGGCUGCCCAGUCUUGGGCUCCCUCAGUACCGCAGCUACUUCAUGGAGUGCCUGGUGGAUGCACGCAUGCUGGAUCACCUCACCAAGAAAGACCUGCGGGUCCACCUGAAGAUGGUGGACAGCUUCCAUCGAACCAGCCUUCAGUAUGGCAUCAUGUGUCUGAAGAGGCUAAAUUAUGACCGGAAGGAGUUGGAGAAGAGGCGGGAGGAGAGUCAGCACGAGAUCAAGGAUGUGCUGGUCUGGACCAAUGACCAGGUUGUUCACUGGGUCCAGUCUAUUGGGCUUCGGGAUUAUGCAGGAAACCUGCAUGAAAGUGGGGUCCAUGGCGCCUUGCUGGCCCUGGAUGAGAACUUUGAUCACAACACAUUGGCCUUGGUCCUCCAGAUUCCCACGCAGAACACCCAGGCCCGCCAGGUGAUGGAAAGAGAGUUCAAUAACCUUUUGGCAUUGGGCACAGACCGGAAGCUGGAUGACGGGGAAGACAAAGUGUUCCGCCGCGCCCCGUCUUGGAGGAAACGCUUCCGGCCGCGGGACCACCACAGCGGGGGCAUGCUGGGCACGUCGGCCGAGACCCUCCCGGCGGGCUUCCGAGUGUCCACGCUGGGUCCCCUGCAGCCCCCGCCCGCCCCACCCAAGAAGAUCCUUCCGGAAGCUCGCUCCCACUAUCUCUACGGACACAUGCUCUCCGCCUUCCGGGACUAGCCACGGCCUGGGCUGCCUGGCAUCUCCCGGGUUCCCAGGCUCAGCCGGCCCCCGGCCCCUCCUGCUCGCUCCCCUUCUUCCACGCCGCCCAGUCUCGUCCUUCUGUGACUGUCCAGUUGUUCUGGAUCUCAGAGUUAUCCCCCACCACCCCCCACCCGGGCCCCGGGCAUCCCAC
Molecule: messenger RNA, 4141 nt
Organism: Dipodomys spectabilis (banner-tailed kangaroo rat)
Lineage: Eukaryota; Metazoa; Chordata; Mammalia; Rodentia; Heteromyidae
Gene: Ppfia4
Product: PTPRF interacting protein alpha 4
Exons: 28
Coding region: 409-3966 (1185 amino acids)
Biological process (GO): synapse organization
Cellular component (GO): presynaptic active zone
Molecular function (GO): protein binding
Source: RefSeq, a predicted model, not a curated record